AUGGAAGGGCAGCGGGCUCCACAAAACAACGGCACCACCACCUCCGAUGACAUUGAUCGUGUCGUCUCACCACAUUUGCCGUUGGUACCACCACCAAGCCGCGCCUGCCAUGACAAUAUGUACAUCGUUCAAUUCCCAAAAGAUCAAGUCUACCGUAUUCCGCCAAGUGAGAAUGCAUUGAUUGUUGAACGUUACCGCAAUCCACCACCCAACGAAAAAAAGAAUCAACGUGUUUGUUGUUGUUCUUCUCGUUUAUUGCUCACAAUUGCUAUAAUCCUUGUUACAAUCAUUGCCAUUGUUGGAAUAACAUUAGCCACAUUGUUCAUCAUUUACAAUCCAACGGGACCGAUAUUUACAAUUACAAAUUUUGCGGCGAAAAAUGUUACUAAGCCACCACAUUAUGAAAUUUCUAUGAGGGUGAAGAAUCCAAACACAAGGUUGGGAAUUAUUUAUGAAAGUUCCGAGAUUUCCAUGCUUUUCGACGAAAAUGAGGUUGCCAAGGGAACAUUUCCAAAGUUGUUGGAACAAGGUAAAGAUUCUUCGACACAAUUUAAGGUUAAUGUAACGGGUACGAGUAGAACACUCCCGAAGAAAAAGGGGAACACGCCUAUGGCAUUUGAAUUGGAUAUGAAUCUUGGUGUGAGGGUUGCGGCUUCGGGAAUCGAGACAUGGAUUAUGAAAUCUAAUGUUGUUUGUAAGUUUAAGGUUAACAAUCUUGGGAGUGAUUCACGAAUCUUGUCACAAGUAUGUGAUACACAUUUCAAACAAUAUUGA
Trifolium pratense (red clover) is the source of this 774-nucleotide messenger RNA. Its product is annotated as NDR1/HIN1-like protein 13. The record is from RefSeq and is a predicted model, not a curated record. The transcript has a single exon. Lineage: Eukaryota; Viridiplantae; Streptophyta; Magnoliopsida; Fabales; Fabaceae. Gene Ontology annotation, cellular component: plasma membrane. The coding region runs from base 1 to 774 and encodes 257 amino acids.